This is a messenger RNA of Thalassophryne amazonica, 2915 nucleotides long. RefSeq names its product nuclear receptor subfamily 4, group A, member 1 (gene nr4a1). The coding region runs from base 101 to 1807 and encodes 568 amino acids. Lineage: Eukaryota; Metazoa; Chordata; Actinopteri; Batrachoidiformes; Batrachoididae. The transcript is spliced from 7 exons. Gene Ontology annotation, cellular component: nucleus; transcription regulator complex. Gene Ontology annotation, molecular function: nuclear receptor activity; RNA polymerase II cis-regulatory region sequence-specific DNA binding; nuclear glucocorticoid receptor binding. The record is from RefSeq and is a predicted model, not a curated record. Gene Ontology annotation, biological process: cellular response to corticotropin-releasing hormone stimulus; regulation of transcription by RNA polymerase II.
UGCGGCGGAGCUGAGAGCCAGAGGGACUCAGCCGAACAUGAGUGACUGCUGGAUGUUUAGUACAAACAUAUCAAAGUACUUAUAAAAGGGCACAACAGCAAUGACCUGCAUUUAUCCACGGAAUCAGUCUCAGCCGUAUGAGAACAGCCUUCAGAGUGCAGAGUCCUUCUCAAGGCUGGCUGUGGAUAUGAGCGGCUCUCAGGACCCCGUCUCUGCUCCGUCCUUGCCGAGCAUCGGCUCCUUGGCGGGCUCUCACGCCAGUGGCAUCGAUGCAUAUACAUGCCAGUUCACUGCCUCUCCUGCUCGUGUCACUCCUUCUUCAGGCCAGGAAUCUCCUUUCAAGUUAGAUGACCUACAGGUUUACAGUUGCUACCCUGGAACUUUCACGCUGAAUUACCCAGAUGAGGCUUUGUCCCCAAGCAGCUCAGAUUAUUUUGGCAGCCCUGCAUCGACCUCGUCUCCUUUAACUCCUGGGUUCCACGGUUAUCACGGAUCCGCGUGGGAUUUGGCUUUUGGUCCUUAUCCGCCCAGUCCAGGAUACUGGACGAAUGAAGAAGGUUCAGCACCAUGUGCACCCUCCUUCUUUAAUUUUAGUUCAAUAUCUGUGGAGGAUGUGUCCCAUUUGGGUCAACCCCACUCGCAAGAGCAAGACUCCUUCAAUUUUAUGCAACCAAAUCCAUCAGUACUGACCUUUCCUGCCUUGGCAAUGGAACAAGCAUGCAGCACAGAUAUCACCAGCCACCUGGAUGACAACUUAUCGCCCAAAUUAAAAAGUCCCAGUGGAAAUGAUGGAUGUUGCGCCGUGUGUGGGGACAACGCAUCCUGUCAGCACUACGGGGUUCGCACUUGUGAGGGAUGCAAAGGUUUUUUCAAGCGUACAGUCCAAAAAAAUUCGAAGUAUGUUUGCCUUGCCAACAAGGACUGCCCUGUGGACAAGCGGAGACGGAAUCGUUGCCAAUUCUGCCGAUUUCAAAAGUGUCUGGCUGUUGGGAUGGUGAAAGAAGUUGUGAGAACUGAUAGCCUGAAGGGUCGCAGAGGUCGCUUGCCUUCCAAACCUAAGGCGAUUGCAGAUGUGACGACUACCGUGUCUCCAGUUAGCAUGAUUGCUUCUCUUGUGAGAGCGCACGUUGACUCAAACCCUGGCAUAGAGAAACUGGAUUACUCUCAGUAUGAAGACACAGAGGUCGGUUCGACAUGCAAAGAAAACACCAGCGACAUCAAACAGUUUUAUGACUUGCUCACGGCCUCCUUGGAGGUCAUCAAAAAGUGGGCCAAAAGCAUUCCAGGUUUUGUUGACUUCUGCUCAGAGGACCAGGAGCUGCUGCUGGAGUCUGCUUUUAUUGAACUAUUCAUUUUACGCCUUGCAUAUCGAUCCAAUCCUGAGACAGACAAUCUUGUCUUCUGCAACGGGGUUGUCCUUCACAAGAAGCAGUGUCUCCGAGGCUUUGGAGACUGGAUCGUCUCCAUCUCGGAGUUUUCUCAAAGUCUUCACCGCAUAAAGCUAGACGUGUCCUCGUUCUCCUGCCUCACAGCACUGGUCAUAAUCACAGACCGACAUGGUCUCAAAGAGCCAAAACGUGUGGAGGACUUACAGAACCAGUUCAUCACCUGCCUUAAAGAUCACGUCUCCAGCUGCACCUCAGAAUCCUUGAGGCCCAAUUACCUGUCUAGACUGCUUGGAAAGCUGCCUGAGCUCAGGACACUGUGCACACAAGGACGUCAGCACAUCUUUUACCUUAAACUGGAAGAUCUUGUUCCUUCACCACCGAUUGUGGACAGGAUCUUCAUUGAUGCACUUCCAUUUUGAAAAAGACACACAAAAAGACAGCCUCCUACUUCAUGUAGGAUCAACUGAAGCUGCAUAAAGAAUACAUGAAGAAUAAAGUGUUAUGCCUUUCCUGUGGAAAAGGGGCUUUCGCAGUCCCUUAGAAAUUACAGGUAGACGAGGAACUUGGGGAAGCUAGUUGUUGAGAAAUGACAUUAAAGCUGUCCCAGAACAACGUACUGUACAGAUGUAAGGAGACGGGGCAGCUCAUGGACCAAAAAGUGACUGUUUACAUAUAACAAGGUGCCUUAAAUGAAAACUUGCUUUACAAUAAAAAAUUAUUAAAAAAUAAAUAAAUAAAAAAUAAAGGAAAUAUGACAGAGAUACUUAAAAACUCUAGAAAAACGAUGUCAGCUCCGUUCAAAGCAUGGUUUUGUUUGAUCAAUCUUACUCUGAUCGGGGUGCCUGUAACCUGCACACAGAAUACUGUAUUACAAAAAAGUAGGGUUGCAACUAACUAUUAUCUUCAUUACCAAUUAGCCAGUCCACUGUUUUCCAAACUGAUUAGUUUGUUUGGCCCAUAAAUAUUUCAAAAAACUGUGGAAAAAUCUAUGUCAAUGUCAAUUAAUUAUCAAAAUAGCUGAUGGUUAAUUUAAAAACAGACUCAUCAUUGGUGUUCCAGAAAUUGUGGCAUCUUUGCCUUGACUAUUAAAAGUUAAUUAUCAUCAGUACAUUGUAUUUUUUGCAGAAUUAAACACGCAAGAUGCUCCUUUGUCUUGCGACACAACAACAAAAAAAUUUCCAGCCCCAAAGCUAGUAUGUUUGAACUUUUCAUUUAAGGUUCCAAAAUGUUUUGUAUUCAAUAACUUUUUUUUCUGUAUUGAUCAAGUAUGUUAAAAUAACAUACUGUAUUAAGAACAUUCAGUGGUAUCUUUCAUGUAUCAUGAAUAGACAUUGAGCAGCUAAUAUACUGUGUAUGUGAUUUUUACAUUCAGUCUUAUACACUGGUCUUGUUUAUGAAAUAUUUGGAUUUUAUUUUAUUUUAUUUUUUACACAUUGCUUAUAUUGCCAUAUCUGGCUCUCUCAUUUUGACAUAUUGUACAGAUAGAUCAUCUUUUACAGCAGCUUUGCACUGAAUAAAAGAAAAAAA